AUGUAUUCAUUAAACGGCCUGAGUGUCCGCACUUCAGACACCUUGAUGGACGACGAUUCGCCAUCAUUCGAAAUGAACCAGCUCAUCUUCGUCUUCUUUACACUUCUGUUUCUGGCAUCCAUUUGUUCGUUAGCUCUUUAUGCGAUACGCCGCAGGAGAAUGGCAAGAGAAGCGACCGUGUUGCCUACUUAUCACCAAGUGUCCCCGCAUCAUCGUCGAUCGGCAUCAAUCAGCAAUUUCAACACAGGCCACAGAAAUGAAUCCGUCUUCGUCUAUGACGAGAAGAUGAAUCUCAUUCAUAAUUCAUCCAACCCACCUUCUGGAGCUGUACCCGAAAUUCACAUUACAUUUCCCGACGAAGACGACAAGUCUGGUGGCUCUCAAAAGGGCCGCGUCGUUGUGGUGCACAUCACCGACUCGGGCAGUGUUGGAAUGGAACCAUUGAAUCGCCACAACCUUCCACCAUAUCAACAGCAAGAUGCCAACCGAUUCCAGUCUCUUGAUCUCGAACGAAUCGGUGGAUUGCGAGAGAAGGAGAGACCAAACCGAAAUUGGUCGUGA
Messenger RNA from Exophiala bonariae, 561 nucleotides. RefSeq lists its product as uncharacterized. The coding region runs from base 1 to 561 and encodes 186 amino acids. The transcript has a single exon. The record is from RefSeq and is a predicted model, not a curated record. Lineage: Eukaryota; Fungi; Ascomycota; Eurotiomycetes; Chaetothyriales; Herpotrichiellaceae.